GCGUUGUUCACUAUCUCUUAAGGGACUCCACUGGGAAUUCCCUCCUUGCUGUGGUGGGGGCAGAGAAGAGUGUAAAGCACAUGAUCUACUCGGUGACAGAGGACUUCUUACGUGUUUUUGGGUCCAGGAACGCAGUCCAUGCUGGAACUAGGUGGAAAGCAAGAAAAGAUGUUGUAGAAUGUCUGAUGUCAGUAACCUCAGGAGGCGGCCCAAUCUUUCCCAUUUCAAAUCAGCAAAUAAUUGAAAGAACACCACAUCUGAAACAUCUGAUGUCUUCUAUGAUUCGUUUCUCCAAGAGUGGGAGUCCUAUGGAUGAGGAGAUCCAAGGUUCCAGACAAACAGCAGCACAAAGUUCAGAUAUUUUGUGGUCAGGUGAAGCCUUGAUAUGUAGCAAGCAGCUGAAGCACUAUGUAGCCUUUUUUAGGAAUCAAACUAGCAUACCUGUAUAUUCAUUUGUGUGGAUCACGGAUGAAGAAGGAAAAUGCCAUGUUGGUUAUGUGGAAGAUUUGUAUGAGGAUCAGCAGGGGGAGAAAAUGGCUAGAGUUCGUCUUUUUCUCCAGCGUGAGGACAUUGAGGGUCAGAUUCCUAAGCUAUACCCCCAAUGUAGGGAAGUUUUCAUCACAUCAACUGAACAGGAGAUUCGUGCAAAAUGCAUUGAUGGUCUAGCUGCAGUUCUGACUCCCAGUGAUUUCGAGAAAUGUGGCGACAUUCUUCCUCAAAAUUUAUCAUUUAAAAGUUUUUUGUGCCAUAGAGAAUUCAAAGACGACAGCAUUAACGCCUUCAGUUUGAGCAAAUUACGUGGCUACUCUAUGCAACCCAUUCUCUACUCUCUGAAAUACCAUAUCCCGUCAAGCAACAACCUGCAGCAUUCAAGUGAACAAGCAGAAGGCUCUGGCCGUCCAGAUCCUGCAGCCCCAAGUUCCAAGAGAAGUAAAAAUCUCAGAUUGGGUGAACCUGUUCCCGGUGGGCUUGCUGGUCUCAAAACUUCAGUCCAGGACAAUCAAGUAGCACCAGGGGAACCAUCUGGUCAGAGACUGAAAAUCAAACUGCCCGGCAAGGGAAUUGCUGAGAAUCAGCUUGUUGUGGCUGAGCCACAGAAUCAAGUCUUUCCCAGAGUUGAUGAAAAUAUUGAGCUUCUUUCUCAAGACAGCGGUAUGAAGGGCUGCUGGUUUAGGUGCAAGAUUUUGUCUUCAUCACAAAAGCGUCUCAAGGUCCAAUACUACAAUAUCACUGAUGUUGAUGGACCUGAGAAACUAGAGGAAUGGGUACCGGCAACCAGAGUAGCAGCUCCAGAUAAACUGGGCAUGAGAUGUGCUGGCCGGCUUACAGUGAGGCCGUGGCCUCAUUGGGAUUCUUCUGAUGCCAGGUUUGAGGUAGGGGCAGCAGUUGAUGCAUGGUGGUGUGAUGGCUGGUGGGAAGGUGUUGUAAUUGGAUGCGACACAUCCACCAGAAGUAACCUUCAAGUGUACUUUCCUGGCGAGAACAAGUUCUUGACAAUAAAGAGGAAAGACAUUAGAGUGUCGAAAGACUGGAUAGACAAUAAAUGGGUGGACGUCAGGGUGAAGCCUGACAUCCUGUCUUUCCUGACUUCGUCACUCAACCCCAUGCCAAGGGUGCAACUCCCGAGCCUGCCUCAAGCUAACAGGUCAGGACUUGGAGAUAACAAUACUCCAAGUUCUUCCAAUGUUGGAGGAUCUGAAGCCGGCAAACAGCAGUUGCCUAGUUCUUCCACUGCAGCCAACAAGAAAGGUGUGGAAGAACUGCACCUAAAGGAGCUGCUGAAAAUAAAAGAAAACGAAGACUGGACUCGCAAGAGUUCCAGUGAUGCCGGUCCCUCGGGCAAACCAGCAGCCCGAGUAAAUUCAGGCAGCCAGCCUACAACUGAAAAGCAGUAGUAUGGCUCGACUGCCAUGUAAAUGAUGUAUUGUUUGGCAUUCUAAAGACUGCCAUCAUUAGUUAUAUAAUUUUUGGUCUUGUUAAAACCACAGUGAUAUACUACUGUACACCUCAGCCGCAUG
Messenger RNA from Sesamum indicum (sesame), 2018 nucleotides. RefSeq lists its product as uncharacterized. Lineage: Eukaryota; Viridiplantae; Streptophyta; Magnoliopsida; Lamiales; Pedaliaceae. The record is from RefSeq and is a predicted model, not a curated record. Gene Ontology annotation, molecular function: chromatin binding.